Miscanthus lutarioriparius is the source of this 987-nucleotide messenger RNA. The record is from the annotation of a GenBank genome assembly. Lineage: Eukaryota; Viridiplantae; Streptophyta; Magnoliopsida; Poales; Poaceae.
AUGGCCGCGGCGGCGCCCACGGGCUGCUUCAAGUGCGGCCGCCCGGGCCACUGGUCCCGCGACUGCCCCUCCUCCUCCGCACCUGCCGCCGCCUCCGACGCCGACGCACCCACCAACCCCAGUCAUCCCUCCGCCCCCUCCCGCCUCAACGCCAAGCCCAGGCCUUCCGCGUCGGCGGCGGCGCCGGACGGGGACGGGACCGACGGUGGGGCACCGCCGCAGCCGCAGGACGGCAAGGGCAAGAAGAAGAAGAAGGAGAGGGCCACGCGCCCCAAGCUCACGCCGGACCUGCUCCUCUCCGACGGCGGCAUCGGCUUCGUGCUCCGCUACUUCCCAAAGGCAUUCAAACCCCGCGCCCGCCCAGGCCAUGAGGUGGAGGACCUUGGCAAUCUCAUCAAGCUCUACGCGGACUGGCACUCUCGUUUGAUCCCUUACUACUCCUUUGAACAGUUUGUGUACAAAGUUGAGAAAUUGGGUGCCGGCAACCGCGUCAGGAGAUGUGUUUCUGAACUGAGGGACAGGGUUGCCAGAGGGGGUGAUCCUACACUUCUGCACGAACCGCCAAUUUAUGAAGACAUGCCAGAAGGUGAACCUGAUGGAACUGCACCUGAAGACCCAAUUUUCGGCACUGAAGCUCCGCUGUCAGACAACCAUGUCACUGACCCAGUGCAAGGAGAUGCAGAUCAACCGAUGGAGAGCAACGAUGUGGAUCCCAUGGAAGAAGAUUUGCUUAAUGAAAUCUAUGAAAAAGCAGCUGAUGAACCCUGGAUCCCGGCUGGUGAGGGAACCAAUAAAGAGAUUCCAGAGCCGUCGGCUCCAAAAGAAGUUAACUCGAUGGUGCAGAAACCCCAGGAUGGAGCAGCCAGCGAUGGCCCCAAGCCGGCGAAGAUUGAGCUCACUGAGGAGCAGAAGGCGCGCAUGGAGGCCAACAGGCUCAAGGCCUUGGAGAGAGCGGUGGCACGGGCUCGUGCCUCGCAGCCCACCUAA